GCGGGGCGGGACGCGGCGGCCGAGCCCGGCGAGACAGCGGCGGAAAGUGCCACGACUCCACACGGCCGCGGCGGCGAGGAGGGACCGCGACCCGGCACGGGCACAGAAGAGCGAGGCAGGAUGGAUGUGUACGACCCUCAGACGCUGGGUGUUAUGGUCUUUGGAGGCUUCAUGGUGAUCUCAGCCAUCGGGAUCUUCCUGGUGUCCACCUUCUCCAUGAAGGAGACAUCUUACGAGGAAGCCUUGGCCAAGCAACGCAAGGAGCUUGAGAAGAGCCAGCAGCAGAAAUUAGAGAAAAAGAAGAAAGAGAAACUGGUUGAGAAAAAGGGAAAAGCGAAGAAAAAGGAAGAGAAACCGAAUGGAAAGAUCCCAGAGCAGCAGCUUGCUCCGGAAGUGACAGACCCUCCCAAGGAGGUGCUUCCUGAGCCUGCUGUGGUGCCCGAGCCUGUAACAGUCGAGACUCUGAUUGCAGCGGUGGCAGUUGUUCCCCAGGAGAAGGAGAAACCCGUCCCAUCACCUAAGGAGAAGAGGAGGAAGGAGAAGAAGGUGGCAAAGGUGGAGCCUGCUCCUAGCCCGGUGCUGGCUCCGCCCCCUGUCAGCGUCCCCAAAAGUUCUCCCGUGCGGGAGGUGGCCCCCAAGGAGGUGCCUGUUGUGGCAGUGCCCCCAGUUGGCACCCAGCAAAGUGCUCCUGUCAUCAGCUCUGUCACUGUCAAGAAAAGCGAGGCUCUCCCAGCCCAGGAGGACCAGAAGCAUGAUGGACCUGCCAAGAAGAAGGCUGCAUCCAAGAAGAAGAGCGAGCCAGCAUCUACAGAUUCGGAUGGGGCCCUGUACCUGCCCUACAAGACUCUGGUGUCCACAGUCAGCAGCAUGGUGUUCAGUGAGGGGGAGGCCCAGCAGCUCAUCGAGAUCCUGACGGAGAAAGCAGGAAUCAUCCAGGACACCUGGCACACGGCCACGCAGAAGGGUGACCCUGUAGCUGUCCUGAAACGGCAGCUGGAGGAGAAGGAGAAGCAGCUCUCUGCUGAGCAGGAGGAUGCAGCUGCUGCCAGGAACAAACUGCGGGAGCUGAGCAAGGAGCUGGCAGCCGAGCGGGCCAAGGCGGGGGCCGUGGAGGGCAGGCUGAAGGAGCAGCUGCUGGCCCGAGAGCGGGAGAUCGUGGCCGUGCAGGCACGGAUGCAGGCCAGCUACCAGGACCAUGUCAGCGAGACCCAGCAGCUCCAGGGCAAGAUCCGGACCCUGCAGGAACAGCUGGAGAACGGCCCCAACACGCAGCUGGCUCGCCUGCAGCAGGAGAACUCCAUCCUGAGGGAUGCCCUCAACCAGGCCACCAGCCAGAUGGAAAGCAAGCAAAAUGCUGAGCUGGCCAAGUUGAGGCAGGAGUGCAGCAAGCUGAUGAAAGAGCUGUCUGAGAAGUCAGAGGUGCUGCAGCAAGAGGAGCAGCAGAGGAAGAGCUGGGAGAUCAAAGCGACGGCCUCGGAGAAGCGAAUCGAGCAGCUGCAGGCUUACCAACGGGAGGCAGAAGUGAUGCUGCAGAAGAGGCUGGACGAGGUCAGCGACGAGCUCCGCAAAACGCAGAGCAGCUACAAGAGCCUGUUGGCAGAUGCAGAAAAGACCAAAGGGCAGCAGCAGAGCAUCGCUGAGCUGCAGGCCAAGCUGCUGAGCUCCGAGGCAGAGGUUAAAAGUAAGCUGCUGGAGUUGGACAGUGUGAAAGGCAAGCUGCAGGAUGCCAGCUCAGAGAAUGCAAAGCUUCUGGAGAGGAUCAAGUCCAUUGAAGCUCUGCUGGAGGCAGGCCAGAUGCGGGAGGCAGAAAAAGACAGAGACCUGCAGGCAGCCAAUGAAGCAGAAAUGAAGCAGCUGCAGUCCAGACUCCAGGAGAAGACAAACCAGCUCUCAGCCUUGGAAAGGGAAGCCACACAGCUGCGGGAGGCAGUGGAGCAACAGAAGGUGAAAAACAACGACCUUCGGGAAAAGAACUGGAAGGCAAUGGAAGCGCUGACCACGGUGGAGAAGGCGUGUGAGGAAAAACUGCUUGCUGCUACCAAAGCAAAGGAGGAGCUGGCCCAACAGCUCGACACACUCCAGACGCGAACCAAGCAGACGCUGCUCUCCGCCCUCCCAGGAGUCACUGUGUCCUCACAGCAGGACUAUGACAUGUGGCUACAGGAGUUUAAGGAGAAGACCGUGGGUGUGCUAAAGCAGCAGAUGAUCACGACAGAGCCACCAGAUUCAGCUCUUAAAUUAAAAGAGGCAGAAGAAGCACAAAGCACUUUACAGGCAGAGUGUGAGCAGUACAGAACGAUCCUUGCAGAGACUGAGGGGAUGCUGCGAAACCUGCAGAAGAGCGUGGAGGAGGAGGAGCAGGUGUGGAAGGCAAAGCUCACAGCCUCUGAAGAGGAGCUCCAAAAGUCACACCUGCAGCUGAAAUCCCUGGAAGGUGUGGUGGAGAAGUUGAAAGCAGAUCUGCAGAGCACAGAUCAGUUAAAGGAAUACACCUCUCUUCUGGAAACACAACUGGAAAAUCACUUGGAGACAGCCAGCUCCGAGCGCCAGAACUACACAAAAGAAGUUGAAGCUUUGAGGCUGCUCUUGUCAGAGUCCCAGGAGCAGCUGGAGGCAGCAAAGACUGAAACACAGAAGCAGAGCAAGGAGCUGGCCCUGGCCCAGAGCUUGGCACGCAGCUUGCAAGCAGAGCUGGAAAAGCUGAGGCUGGCUGAACAUGCAGCAGCUUCAGACAAGGAGGAGGCCCAGCAUCUCAAGGGGCAAGAGGACAGUUCAAAGGAAGGGACUUCAGUUUGAUGAGUCUUCACCCUGGACCUUACAGUUAACUUACCAAAAUGCCUUACACAUUCCUAAAAAUAAAAAUUUAUGCUAAAUUUACUGUAGAUAAAAGAUACAAGCCAUUAGUGACCCAAAACCUAGUUUUGAAACUUACAAGAAAACAUAAAAAAAAAUCCAAAAAACCAACCAGUAAACACUGCAGUUUGUAAGAAAAUCUUCAUACUGUUUUGUACAACUCUUCAUUUCCUGGGGAGCUGCUGUGGCCACUGCUGGGGUUUCACCCUCCUGUUCCAGCAGAACCCAGCAGUGUGUGAAAAGGGAAGAGACUGUGCUUGUACAUCAACCAGUGCAAUUAUAAUUAUAUAUUUUUUUCCUUUUUUUUUUCUUUUAUUUUCUUUUAUUUUUUUUGUUUUGAGUGAAAGGAGUGUGAAAGUAAGACCCACCAUGGAAGGAUGCCCUCUUGGCUGGGUGGCUCUUGGCACGUGUAUUUCUGGGUGUCGAUGCGAUUAAAACGACGUAGUGAAGAGAGCUUGUCCUUGCUUUAUU
This is a messenger RNA of Camarhynchus parvulus, 3324 nucleotides long. RefSeq names its product ribosome binding protein 1 (gene RRBP1). Gene Ontology annotation, cellular component: endoplasmic reticulum membrane. The record is from RefSeq and is a predicted model, not a curated record. The transcript is spliced from 21 exons. Bases 121 to 2796 code for a protein of 891 amino acids. Lineage: Eukaryota; Metazoa; Chordata; Aves; Passeriformes; Thraupidae. Gene Ontology annotation, biological process: protein transport.